Nannizzia gypsea CBS 118893 is the source of this 438-nucleotide messenger RNA. RefSeq lists its product as hypothetical. The transcript has 3 exons. The coding region runs from base 1 to 438 and encodes 145 amino acids. The record is from RefSeq and is a predicted model, not a curated record. Gene Ontology annotation, molecular function: single-stranded DNA binding. NCBI's taxonomy places the organism in Eukaryota, Fungi, Ascomycota, Eurotiomycetes, Onygenales, Arthrodermataceae.
AUGUUCCGUCAAUCCGCCUUCCAAACCUUCUCCAAGGCCGCUCGGGCUACAAACCCCAUAUCGCGUUCAUUCAGCAGCACCGCCAUUCGGGAUCAUGCCCGUCUCACCGUUGUUGGUCGUCUUGGUUCUCAGCCAGAGAUUGCGACGUCGUCAAAUGGACGUGAAUAUGUGAAAUACUCCGUCGGGACCAACCAUGGCCCCCGUGAUAACCAGCAAACUAGCUGGUUUAGAGUGACGAGCUUUGUUCCUGAGGGCCCCGGCAGGGAUCACUUGCUCAAUCUUCCAAAGGGAACUCUAAUGCUGGUUGAAGGAGAUGCUACUAUGCGAGUAUCAGAAGAUAAUGAGGGAAGGAAAACCAGUAUGCUGGGCUUUGUCCAACGCCAUUAUGAAGUUCUCAGCAGACCAUUCAAUCCCAACCGCGAAGAAGAAUCGAAGUAG